This is a messenger RNA of Botrytis cinerea B05.10, 1064 nucleotides long. RefSeq lists its product as hypothetical. Lineage: Eukaryota; Fungi; Ascomycota; Leotiomycetes; Helotiales; Sclerotiniaceae. The record is from RefSeq and is a predicted model, not a curated record. The coding region runs from base 288 to 968 and encodes 226 amino acids. Gene Ontology annotation, molecular function: carbon-sulfur lyase activity. The transcript has a single exon.
GAAUUGUAACUGGAAAUGAUAUUCGUUUGUGUUUGAUUAAGUACAUGAUAUACGCCUUUCGCCGCGUCUUCACGCCUUGCAUUUGACAAUUGAUGACAUGAGUAACAAUGCUGCAAGAUAAGGAUAUUGAACGCUUAUCCAACUACUGCGGGGUAUGCGUGGUAUUCACCUCCUUGACAUACUUGGACUAUAAAAGAUUUCUCUAUCCAACGAUAUACAAUGAUCUAUUGCAACAUAACUUCUUUCUAGGUAAAAGGUUGCUCAAGUGGCUUUGCCAAAUUAUCAAGAUGUCAUCAACUUACACGACGACUUCUACAGCCACCCGCAAACCUUACCAUGGCUCCUGCCACUGCGGACUAAUUCGCUUCGUGAUAUUCAUGAGCCUUCCACCUCCCGUGAUCGAAGCAACGCCUUCUGCAAAAACUACCGUGCGCCUGCGCAAGUGCAACUGUACCACCUGUCAUAAAAUGGGUCUUUUCCACAUCCGACUUCCGGAUUCUCCAAAUGAUUUCAUGCUUCUGAGUCCCGCAGGAAUGCCGCAUGAACAAGGCGGAUGGCAGGAUCAGGGGAUGAGAAAUUAUCAAUGUUUUGACAAAGAACUUGAUUGGUGGUUUUGUGGUAUUUGUGGUGUGAGACCAUUCGCUACUGGAUUGGAUUUCCAAAAUGGGGAAAUGAGGACGGUGAAUUUGAAGGAACUUGGAAUAACCGAGGUUAAUGGAGAGGAGGUCGGAGAAGGUAAAAGAGACGUUUGGAUGUGCCCAAAGAAAGGAGAGGUAAAUGGGAAGCCAACCGAGUGGAUAGAAGGGAAGACUGGAUAUUUGUCUGUGAAUGCCAUUGUGUUAGAGGCGGGCCAGGACGGAUGUGACUUGAGGGAAUGGCAUGAGAAGGGAUGGAUUAGUUACCUUGAUAUUUUGGAUUCGAAGGAGGAAAACAGACUGGGUAAGCCAUGGAGGGGCGGAAUGUAUUGAGCUAAUGUUAGCUAUGAGAUACGGUACGAUGUAAAUUCCAUUCAUUGUAGGGAAGACGAGAUGAGAAGAUUUCACUCUAGAAAUUGCGCGUGUGCA